AUGUUCAGUUUCAGUGGUAACCUACUUGCGGGGCAACAUGAUACACAGAAACAGAGGUCGCCACCUUCGAAACCAUCACCCGUCAAGUUUCCCUCCCUUGAGCCGCCCGAGCCAUCAACAAACACGCUGCCAGCUUCCUGGACCGAGCCAGGAGCCAGGAUCUCAGGGCACUUCUUACGACUGAAGAAGCCGUCCGACGUCAGUGAAGACACCUUGGCUUUGCUCAAUGUCACGUUUCAGCCCCAGUGUGACCUAGAAACAUUAUUGUCAUCCUUGUCAAACCACGCAGAAUCGUUCUUACCCCCAAAUUCCUGGGUAGAUUCGCCUGGAGAGCAAGAGGCAGUACAAACAGGAUCUGCAGCCACACUUCUGAGCAAUGGCAGAAGGUUACCAGAUCAGAGGGAGUUCUACGUCCGGGCAAGAGAACUUUUGUUCAAGAAUGCCGAUGCUUACUCGACACUCACGCGUAAAAGUAAUGGAAGUCAACCACCGGUUCGACUGGCUCAUUUUCGAAAGUUUUGGGAAGGUCUUGAUAACUUGGCUUAUUACUGGGAUACGUCUCUAGACGAGUAUCUUCCACCGGUCCAAGAAGCUGGUGGUAGUAGUAGAGAAACCGCAGUCUCAGACUCCCUGCAAGAGCCCACAAAUGUCGAGAGUCGGGAAACCAAACGUGAAACGGACUCGGACCGGGUGUCGAUAGUGAGGCAAGGGUCUCGUACGUCUGAAGAAGAGGAGCCUCGCAAGAAGGCCAAGGUAGAAGACACUGAAAGUGAAAAACGAUCAGCCGAGACCCAUAGCGCCAAUGGCACCAGCAACGCGCCCGUGAGUGCACAGGUGCCAUCAACUUCUCCAAAUCGUGUACUCCCAGCUCGGGCUGCACCGCCAAAGACCCCGUGGGCUGCGAACAUGGAGUCUCAGAGCAAGGCGGUUGAUCUCUCGAAUGGGUCAUACCGAGGGUAUCGUAUUGGGAAUGGUGCCGAGAUGCCUGACCAGUAUCGCAUUGACUGCGUGCGUAGUUUCUUGGAGCCAAUCGCAUGGGCGUUUGGGGUGACACUCUUACCACACCGCCGUCCUCCUGUCCUCACAAUCGAGCACAUUCGGUUCCCUGUUCGUAUGAGCUCAGUCGCUUGGCAAGCACCCCAGGACAGGGCCAAGGCUAGACAUGGCUAUUUGGAAGGUCCUGUAUUGGGUGUACAAUGCAGAGCAGACGUCGGCUUUGGUUUGACAGGCAACUUGGAAAAGCAGUCCACUCUUGAUGCCGUGCGUGAGUUGGGAGGAUUACUAUUGUUGGCGCAGGAGAGAGCUAGAGAAGGAAAAUCGGAGCGAAGAGGUGGCGAGAGUAAGUGGUGGACGACGAAAGAGCGCUGGGGUGGAGGGCCUGGCGGCGAGGUUGGCGAGACUAUCGGGGCCACCGAGAUACUCUCUAAAGAAGCAGCUGCUAAACCUGAAGGGAAACCCGCUGAAAGGAAUCGUGACGGAUCCAAGGCUCGUCGCAGGCCAUCACCAGCAGAGGUCUGGAAAACGCUGCGACCCGGGAAUCCACUAUGGGAUCCCAAAGUUACCUACAAAGCCAUUGGUAAAGACAAAAGUGUUGAGUGGGACGAUGUCUUCAUGGUUUCGUCAUUGAAUCACCACAUCAGCCUGUUAAAACUACGCAUACAUCCAGCUUAUCUCGAAUACAUUACCGAAGGUAAACUCUCUAGCGAGGCGCCAUCAGAUCCCGACUGGUUUUCGCCAAAGCUGCAAAGAACGAGAUGGUUUGACUUGUUCAACGUCGAUGAUCGCGCCGAAGCAAUGAGAGGUAUUUGGGGCAUUAUGUCCUAUCUCAUGCGUGCGGAUACGAAUGAUCACGACGGCACUGCUACAAACUAG
Alternaria atra is the source of this 1872-nucleotide messenger RNA. RefSeq lists its product as uncharacterized. The coding region runs from base 1 to 1872 and encodes 623 amino acids. NCBI's taxonomy places the organism in Eukaryota, Fungi, Ascomycota, Dothideomycetes, Pleosporales, Pleosporaceae. The record is from RefSeq and is a predicted model, not a curated record. The transcript is spliced from 3 exons.